This is a messenger RNA of Patiria miniata (bat star), 906 nucleotides long. RefSeq lists its product as uncharacterized. The record is from RefSeq and is a predicted model, not a curated record. The coding region runs from base 1 to 906 and encodes 301 amino acids. The transcript has a single exon. NCBI's taxonomy places the organism in Eukaryota, Metazoa, Echinodermata, Asteroidea, Valvatida, Asterinidae.
AUGACAAUCCAUAAGUUGCCUCCCCCAGAACCCAGCGUUUUUACGGGAGAUCCCAUCCGCUAUGUUGAGUGGAAGGCGAGCUUCAAGACACUUAUCGAGUCAAAGGCGAUCUCCACACCAGAAAGAGUGUAUUACCUUAAACGAUACCUGGGUGGAGAUGCACAGAAGGCUGUGGAAGGUUUCUUCUACAGCACAUCAGACGAGAGCUAUGAAGGUGCAUGGCGUCUACUUGAGGAACGUUACGGACAUCCUUUCAAAGUUCAGAAGGCCUUCCGUGAUAAAUUAUCAAGGUGGCAAAAGAUUGGCACAAAGGAUGCCAACAGUUUGCAGCAGUUUGCAGACUUUCUUAAAGCAUGCAAGGACGCCAUCCCCCAUGUCCCUGCUUUGAAGAUACUUGAUGAUUAUGAGGAGAACAGGCGUCUGCUCUCCAAAUUGCCAGACUGGGCUGCAGCUCGAUGGAAUAGACAAGUUACAAAGAAACUUGAUGAAACACUCAACUACCCUGGUUUCGAAGAGUUUGUCGAGUUUGUACGCAAGGAGGCCCGGGUAGCAUGCAAUCUAAUCUCAUCAUUGCAUGCAAUGAAGGCAACAGACCAAUCAGAGACAGAGCAGACACAAGGCAGCAGUAGAAGAGCCAACCGAAGCGGGGGUACAGCACUAACAGUUGGAUCAAAUGAGGUCAACAAGAUGCCCAAGGAAGGCCAGACAUCAACCAAGAGCAAGUUCCAAUCAAAACCAUGCCAGAAUUGCAGGAAGACAGAUCACCACAUCGAUAAAUGCCCUGGCUUUGGCACUAAAUCUUUUACUGAAAGAAGAAAAUUCAUCCAAGAAAACAGAUUGUGCUUUGUGCUGCCUCAAGAAAGGUCACAUGUCCAAGGAAUGCCGACGAAAACUGACUUGCGAUAA